AUGGCCCAAACUCAAGGAAAGUUUGACUUUGCCAUCGAUCGAGGAGGAACUUUCACGGACGUCUUCGCUCGCCUUCCAGAUGGCCGGGAGAGGGUCCUCAAAUUGUUGUCCCGUGACCCCCAAAAUUACAAGGACGCCCCCACCGAGGGUAUCCGCAGAAUCUUGGAAGAGGAAACAGGCCACACUUUCCCUCGCGACCAGCCCGUCGACACGUCUCUGAUCGGUUGGAUUCGAAUGGGCACCACGGUGGCCACCAACGCACUCCUCGAGAGAGAAGGGGAAAGGACAGCUCUGUUGGUCACCAAAGGCUUUAAAGACUUGCUCCAUAUUGGAACUCAGGCCAGGCCUAAACUGUUUGACUUGGAGGUGUCAUUGCCCGACGUGCUGUAUGAGGAGGUUAUUGAGGUAGAUGAGCGCGUCGUCCUCAAGCAAGAUGGCUGCAAGCUACCCAGGAAAGACCCCAAGCGUGUUGUAACAGGCAGCACAGGUGAUAGUCUGGAAGUGUGGCAAGAGCUCAAUCUGGAAUGUGUGGAGAAGGACUUGAGAGGAGUCCUGUCUCGUGGGAUCACUAGUCUGGCUGUGCUUCUGCUUCACUCCUACACAUGGUCCGACCAUGAGAAAGCCGUCGGCGCCCUGGCUCGUCAACUGGGCUUCACCCAAGUAUCUUUGUCCUACGAGAUCAUGCCCAUGGUCAGGGCGGUUCCUCGAGGUUACACUGUCUGCGCUGAUGCCUACCUCACACCCAAAAUCCGGGAGUACCUUAAAGGUUUUACCUCUGGGUUUAAGGGUGCUUUAAAGGAUGUUGACGUCCUGUUUAUGCAGUCAGACGGCGGUCUGACUCCCAUGCAGCACUUCUGCGGUUCACGCGCAAUCUUGUCGGGCCCAGCUGGGGGAGUUGUGGGUUACGCUGUCACUUCUUACAACCAAAUGGAGAAGAAACCUGUGAUUGGCUUUGAUAUGGGUGGUACAUCCACUGAUGUGAGUCGUUAUGCGGGUCAGUUCGAGCAUGUGUUUGAGGCGACCACAGCUGGAGUCACCCUGCAAGCGCCUCAGCUCGACAUCAACACCGUAGCAGCUGGCGGAGGCUCACAACUCUCCUUCAGGUCGGCGAUGUUUAUGGUUGGACCAGAGUCUGCUGGGGCACAUCCAGGACCGGCCUGCUAUCGGAAGGGUGGUCCUCUGACUGUAACAGAUGCAAACUUAGCUUUAGGCCGCCUCCUCCCUUCCUUCUUUCCCAAGAUCUUUGGUCCUAAGGAAAACGAACCUCUAUCCAAGGAGGAGACAAUGAGUCAUUUCCGUCGUUUGACCCAAGUGAUCAACCACUACUUAUUGUCUAACCAAUCACAAGCUGGUGCAAAUGGCACAAAGCACUCAAACAACACCACUCUACCCAAAAGCCAAUGUGAGAUGACUUUGGAAGACGUGGCCAUGGGAUUCAUUCGAGUGGCAAACGAGGCCAUGUGUCGGCCAAUUCGAGCCCUUACGCAGGCAAAGGGCCAUGACACAACUCAGCACGUUUUGGCAUGUUUCGGCGGUGCCGGUGGACAGCAUGCAUGUGCAAUCGCCCGAGCCCUUGGGAUGAAGACCGUCUAUAUACAUAAGUACAGUGGUGUGCUGUCAGCCUAUGGUCUAGCGCUUGCGGACGUUGUGGAGGAGGUUCAGGAGCCUUGCUCAUUGCAAUAUGAACACAACUCUUUUGUUGAGCUUGACCGUAGAGUGGAAGUGCUCUCAAAACGCUGCCGCGACACACUGCGCGAACGCGGAUUCAACAGCGGCCAAAUAACCACUGAGGUUUUUCUCCACUUGCGCUAUGAGGGCACAGACUGCGCUCUCAUGGUGACUGCAACCGGUUACCCCCGAAAUGAGCUGAGUUGUCAAGCCGGGGACUUCCGGACGGCCUUUACUCAAAGGUAUCUAAAGGAGUUUGGAUUCACAAUCCCAGAGAGGCCUAUUAUGGUAGAUGACAUCAGAGUGAGGGGCUGUGGCAAGUCGGGCAUCAAACUGAUGUGCAAACCAAAGAAGGGGCGCGGUCAGGCCAAACCUGUCACGAUGACCAAAUGUUACUUCGAAGAUGGCUACCAUGACACUGCCGUGUAUUUGUGGGAGGAACUUCAUUGUGGUCAUACCAUCCAUGGACCAGCCAUCAUCAUUGACAAGAAUAGCACCAUCCUGGUGGAGCCCUGCUGUGAGGCCUGUUUGACAGAAGGGGGUGACGUGCGUAUGACAGUUGGUUCCGACCCUCACUGUGCAGUGGGCACAGAGCUCAAUACGGUGCAGCUCUCCAUCUUCUCCCAUCGCUUCAUGAGCAUUGCAGAACAGAUGGGCAGAGUUCUCCAACGAACUUCCAUCUCCACCAAUAUUAAGGAGCGCCUUGACUUCUCCUGUGCUGUAUUUGGACCGGACGGCGGUUUGGUGUCUAACGCGCCCCACAUUCCUGUCCAUCUCGGUGCCAUGCAGGAGACUGUCCAGUAUCAGAUCGCAGCUCUGCGGGGGAAAUUAAAAGAUGGAGAUGUGAUUUUGAGUAACCACCCAUGUGCUGGCGGCAGUCACCUCCCUGACCUCACAGUCAUCACUCCAGUGUUUAGGAAAGGUGUUAGUGGGCCAGUGUUCUUUGUAGCCAGCAGGGGGCAUCAUGCAGACAUUGGUGGCAUCACUCCAGGCUCCAUGCCCCCACAUUCCACUUCUUUGCAACAAGAGGGCGCUGUGUUCAUUUCCUUCAAAUUGGUCACAGGUGGAGUCUUCCAGGAAGAAGCUGUGACCGAGGCCCUGAUGGCCCCUGCUAAAUACCCGGAGUCCUCAGGAACUCGGAAUCUCCACGAUAACCUGUCAGACUUGCGCGCUCAGGUCGCAGCCAACCGGCGAGGCAGUCAACUGGUGGGAGAGUUGAUUGACAGCUAUGGGCUCGCUGUUGUUCAGGCCUAUAUGAACUAUAUUCAGAGUAACGCAGAGCUGGCAGUGAAGGACAUGCUGAGAAACUUUGCCAGUCGUCGACGGCAACAGACGGGCUCUUUAGAGGUGCAGGCGGAGGAUUUCAUGGAUGAUGGCACUCCAAUCAGACUGCGGGUCCAGAUUAAUGAAGAAGAGGGCACUGCUGUGUUUGACUUCACUGGGACAGGCACAGAGGUUUGGGGAAACUGCAAUGCUCCACGAGCGAUUACCCUCUCUGCCCUCAUCUACUGCUUACGCUGCAUGGUUGGACAGGACAUCCCACUCAAUCAGGGGUGUCUUGCCCCAAUCAAGGUCAUCAUCCCCCCAGGUUCCAUCCUGCAGCCCUCUGAGAAUGCUGCUGUGGUUGGUGGGAACGUGCUCACAUCUCAGAGAGUUGUGGAUGUCAUUUUCAAGGCAUUUGAGGUCUGCGCCGCCUCUCAGGGUUGCAUGAACAACGUUUCAUUCGGCAGCGAGAAGGUUGGCUACUACGAGACUGUCGCCGGAGGUGCCGGGGCAGGGCCAAGCUGGAAUGGCCGAAGUGGUGUUCACACUCAUAUGACCAACACUCGCAUCACUGACCCAGAGAUUUUGGAAAAGAGGUACCCAGUGAUUUUGGAGCAUUUUUCCCUGCGACCCUCUUCGGGAGGUGCAGGAAAAUACCGUGGAGGGGACGGCGUGAUUCGUAAACUGUUGUUCAGGGACAAAGUGGUCCUGUCUGUACUGAGUGAGAGGCGAGCCAUGCGCCCUUACGGCCUUGAGGGCGGUGAAGCUGGUGCUGCAGGAUUGAACCUGCUUCACAAAGCGGACGGUAGAAUUCUCAAUCUGGGUGCAAAAACCAGCGUGAGCCUUGAACCUGGGGACAUGUUCUGCCUAUACACCCCUGGAGCAGGGGGGUAUGGGAAGGAAGACGAAACUAAUGGAAGACCCCAGACAAAGCGCAGGCGCUUGAAUGACACUUUCGCUGAGAGAGGCAGUGUCUUUGACUACCGCAUGGCACAAGAGGGAGUGUGA
This is a messenger RNA of Nerophis lumbriciformis (worm pipefish), 3939 nucleotides long. The record is from RefSeq and is a predicted model, not a curated record. Lineage: Eukaryota; Metazoa; Chordata; Actinopteri; Syngnathiformes; Syngnathidae.